AUGGGGGAGGCAGAGCCGGCGACGUCGCCAUCCACACACCACAAGAUCGUGGCGCUCGAGACCCUGUUCGUGCCCCUGCCGUCGAAGUUCCGCGUGCCCGAGGGCCACACGUACGAGGUAACCGAGUACGCGCGGACGCGGCCGGGCGAGGUGGCCGAGCGCAUCCGCGACGCCGACAUUGUCGUCAUGACCAUCGUGCCCGUGACGGCGUCGGACAUCGCGGGCGCCGCCCACCUGAAGAUGAUCAGCGUCGUGGCCUCGGGGACCGAUACCGUCGACCUGGCCGCCUGCCGCGAGCGCGGCGUCCACGUUGCCAACUCCCCCAACUGCAAUGAAGGGUCCGUCGCCGAGCAUGUGAUUGCCCUCUACUUUUCGGCGCGGCGCUCCGUGCCCCUGGUCAACGCCCUCGUCCGCGCGGGACAGUGGCCGGUGCGCGGUUUCUUGGGGCGGACACUGGAUGGACCUCACGGUAAGCCUCCCACGACGUGCAAUGGCGAGGUCAUGGGGAUCAUCGGAUACGGCUCCGUAGGCAAGAGGGUAGAGACCAUUGCCAAGGCGCUGGGUAUGGCUGUGCUGGUUGCUGGGCGGAAAGGCCAGAAGGAGGUGGCCGAGGAUCGCGUUCCCUUUGAUACGGUGAUUCGUGGGUCUUCAGUCCUGGUCCUCUGCCUGCCGCGGUCGCCGGAGACGCUCAACACUAUUGGUAAAGCCGAGCUAGAUGCCAUGCCGCGGUACUCGGUUCUAGUAAAUGUCUCCCGCGGUGGCAUCGUGGACGAAGAAGCGUUGGUGGCGGCUUUGAAAACCAAGAAAAUUGCUGGCGCGGCGACUGAUGUCUUCAUGACCGAGCCGGCCAGUCCCAGUAACAGCCCGCUCCUCGCUCCGGGCACAGAAGAACUGAAUCUCGUGACAACUCCACACGUUGCGUGGUGUGCAGAAGACACAAACUACAAUUACAACGAGAAUCUGAAGAAGAACAUUUUCUCCUGGUUAGAAGGGCGGCCCACCAACACGGUGGUAUAG
Pestalotiopsis fici W106-1 is the source of this 1017-nucleotide messenger RNA. RefSeq lists its product as uncharacterized. The record is from RefSeq and is a predicted model, not a curated record. NCBI's taxonomy places the organism in Eukaryota, Fungi, Ascomycota, Sordariomycetes, Amphisphaeriales, Sporocadaceae. The transcript has 2 exons. Bases 1 to 1017 code for a protein of 338 amino acids. Gene Ontology annotation, molecular function: NAD binding; oxidoreductase activity, acting on the CH-OH group of donors, NAD or NADP as acceptor.